UUUCACAGUGAGAGGGUGAGCUGUCAGUAGUGAGCUUCUCACGCCGAGACGCCUCCUUUCGUUUUCGUUGUUUCGCCCACUUUUUUAUCGACUUCCCUCUGACUUUAAGAAGGAGGCGAGAUCCUCGGUGCGACAGUAGACAAGAAGAAGGAGCAGCGAAUAAGAAUAUAUUAGGUAAAAAACCAUGUGCUGUACGGGGAAGUGCGCCCGCCUGGUGGGCCUGGUCCUGCUGCCUUCAGCCUUCAUCUGCAUGAUCUCCAACCUGCUGCUGUUCUUCCCCGACGGGAACAGUCUGGAAAAUGAUCAGAUCUCCCUCCAGGUCUGGCUCAUGGGGGGGCUCAUCGGAGGAGGCCUCUUUAUGCUGUGCCCGAGCUGUUCAGCUAUCAGGGCCGGGGGCAAGGGUUGCUGCGGAACAGGUUGCUGUGGCAACCGUUGCCGGAUGUUGAACUCGGUGUUCUCCUCUGCUUUCGGCCUGGUUGGAGCCAUCUACUGCACCAGUGUGGCCUCAGCAGGUCUGGCUAUCGGACCCAAGUGUCAAGUGGGUAAUGGCAACUGGGAAUACCCUUUCGAAGACCUCGGCACGGGUAACGGCAGCUACCUUGUAAACCAGACCCUGUGGUCGAUCUGUGUCUUCCCCAAAAACGCGGUGAUGUGGCACGUCGUCCUGUUCUCCAUUCUGCUGGCCAUGGGCGUGGUGCAGAUGGCGCUCUGCGGCCUCCAGGUGGUCAAUGGCUGCUUGGGUUGCCUGUGCGGAGACUGUCGUGACAGCAAAGAAGAUGAAGGUGGAUUGUGAAAGGGAAGAAGAAGAUCGCUCUGCUGUGACCUGCAUUUACAAGGACCAGGUCGCAUUUCCUGACGUUCAUAUUAAGAGAUAUGUCUCUGUGAAGCAUGUUGAGGAGAUCUUUGUGUUACUCCUUGAUGCUUUUGUUUCCGUCUUUUUAAAAACACGCCAAAGCCUUAGUCCUUUACUGUGUGAAUCUUAUCCUUGAUGAUGGUUCGUGUGUGUUGCUCGACUCUCUUUGGUUGAAGUAAAUAAUCACUGAAUUAAAUAAUUACCUAUUUUCAACGGUUUAUAGGACAGAUAAAGAUCAAACUGCAAUUGUAAAUAAUUGUUGCUGUUUGAUCUAUAGACAUAAAACUGUGGAUCUGGUGAAUGUGAAGACACAAUAAGAACUGAUUAAUGUGAAAAAUUAUAUUAAACUAUUUACUGUUUUUUAAUGAUCGGAUUUGUGUGUCAUGUGAAAUUUCUUGUAACUUAAGAUAUUUCGGUUCUUUCUGACUGUCAACAUUAAAAAACUAUUUUCCUGA
Molecule: messenger RNA, 1308 nt
Organism: Seriola dumerili (greater amberjack)
Lineage: Eukaryota; Metazoa; Chordata; Actinopteri; Carangiformes; Carangidae
Gene: tm4sf5
Product: transmembrane 4 L six family member 5
Exons: 5
Coding region: 185-793 (202 amino acids)
Cellular component (GO): membrane
Source: RefSeq, a predicted model, not a curated record